Molecule: messenger RNA, 3286 nt
Organism: Orycteropus afer afer
Lineage: Eukaryota; Metazoa; Chordata; Mammalia; Tubulidentata; Orycteropodidae
Source: RefSeq, a predicted model, not a curated record
GGUUCUGAGGAGAAUGCAAUGGUGGCCAUGGACCUGGGCUCUCCUCUGCUCCCCAAGAAGAGCCUACCUGUCCCUGGGCCCCUGGAGCAGGUGGCCAAUCGGCUGAGCAGCAAAGUGGCUGCAGAGGUUCCCCAUGGCAGCAAGCAGGAGCUGCCAGACCUCAAGGCCCAGAGCCUGACCACCUGUGAGGUGUGUGGCGCCUGCUUCGAGACACGUAAGGGCCUAUCAAGCCACGCGCGCUCCCAUCUGCGGCAGCUGGGCGUGGCUGAGUCGGAGAGCAGUGGUGCCCCCAUUGACCUCCUCUACGAGCUCGUCAAGCAGAAGGGCCUGCCCGACGCACCUCUUGGGCUGCCCCCAGGCCUGGCCAAGAAGUCCAGCUCGCCGAAGGAGGUGGUCACCGGGGCUCCGCGGCCUGGCCUACUCACCUUGGCCAAGCCCCUGGAUGCUCCCGCUGUCAACAAAGCCAUCAAGUCACCACCUGGCUUCUUGGCCAAGGGCCUGUCCCACCCCCCUAGCUCCCCACUCCUCAAGAAGACACCGCUGGCCCUGGGGGGCUCCCCAGCCCCGAAGAACCCUGAGGACAAGAGCCCCCAGCUGUCCCUGAGCCCCCGGCCGGCCUCCCCAAAGGCACAGUGGCCCCAGUCGGAGGAUGAGGGGCCCCUAAACCUCACUUUAGAUAGUGACGGGGGCCGAGAGCUGGACUGCCAGCUGUGCGGUGCCUGGUUUGAGACCCGCAAGGGCCUGUCCAGCCACGCCCGCGCCCACCUGCGCCACCUGGGCGUCAGCGACCCGGACGCCAAGGGAUCCCCCAUAGACGUGCUCCACGGGCUCAUCAGGAGGGACGGCGUCCACCUCCGCCUCCCAUCGGGGCGCGGCGCCCUGGCCCACCCUGGGCGGCCUCCUCCCACCUCCGCAGCCCUCUCCUUGCUCCCCCACCCACCGCCGGCCAAGAGGGCCAAGCUGAAGGCCAUGGGUGCGGCUGGCCCCUGGGGGAAGCAGGACCUCUCGGCCGCCGCCACUGCCGGCAUUUUCUGGGCCUCUGAUGCGGAGCCGGCUCCUCUCAACCUCUCCUCGGGCCCCGAGCCUACACGAGACAUCCGCUGUGAGUUCUGUGGCGAGUUCUUCGAAAACCGCAAGGGCCUGUCGAGCCACGCACGCUCCCACCUGCGACAGAUGGGCGUGACCGAGUGGUACGUCAACGGCUCGCCCAUCGACACGCUUCGGGAGAUCCUCAAGAGACAGCAGGCCCACCCUCGACCUGGCGGAGCCCCAAACCCACCGGGACCCAGUCCCAAGGCCCUGGCCAAGAUGGUGGGCGGUCCGGGGAGCUCGAUGGAAUCCCGCGGCCCUGCCGAUCUGCACCUCUCACCCCUGGCCAAGAAGUUGCCGCCGCCACCAGGCAGUCCCCUGGGGCACUCACCAGCCACCUCUCCACCCCCUACGGCCCGGAAGAUGUUCUCAGGCCUGGCUGCCCCCACCCUGGGGCCCAAGAAGCUGAAGCCCGAACAGAUGCGGGUGGAGAUCAAGCGGGAGAUGCUGCCAGGGGCUCUUCACGGGGAGUCGCACCCAUCUGAGGGGCCCUGGGCGGCGUCUCGGGAAGACAUGACCCCCUUGAACCUGUCAUCCCGGGCCGAGCCGACACGUGACAUCCGCUGCGAAUUCUGUGGCGAGUUCUUUGAGAACCGCAAGGGUCUGUCGAGCCAUGCACGCUCCCACUUGCGGCAGAUGGGCGUGACCGAGUGGUCUGUCAAUGGCUCACCCAUCGACACGCUGCGGGAGAUCCUCAAGAAGAAGUCCAAGCUGUGCCUCAUCAAGAAGGAGCCCCCUGCUGGGGACCUGGCCCCAGCCCUGGGCGAGGAGGGGCCCCCUACUGCUGCCCCAGGGUCCCUACAAGCCCCACUGCCACUGGCACCCCUGGUGGGCCGGCCUGGCAAGCCAGGAAUGGGGCCCGCCCAGGUCCCUCGAGAGCUCAGCCUGACGCCCAUCACAGGGGCCAAGUCUUCAGCCACUGGCUACCUGGGCGCUGUGGCAGCCAAGCGGCUUCUGCAGGAGGACCGCCUUCUGCCUGCAGAGGUCAAGGCCAAGACCUACAUCCAGACUGAACUGCCCUUCAAGGCCAAGACCCUCCAUGAGAAGACCUCCCACUCCUCCACCGAGGCCUGCUGCGAGCUGUGUGGCCUUUAUUUUGAAAACCGCAAGGCUCUGGCCAGCCAUGCGCGGGCACAUCUGCGACAGUUCGGCGUGACCGAGUGGUGCGUCAAUGGCUCGCCCAUCGAAACACUGAGCGAGUGGAUCAAACACCGACCCCAGAAAGUGGGCGCUUACCGUAGCUACAUCCAGGGUGGCCGCCCCUUCACCAAGAAGUUCCGUAGUGCAGGCCAUGGCCGUGACGGCGACAAGCGACUGGCGCUCGGGCUGGCGCCUGGUGGCCUCGCCAUGGUUGGCCGCAGUGCCGGGGGUGAGCCAGGUCCUGAGGCUGGCCGGGCGGCCGAUGGCGGGGAGCGGCCUCUGGCAGCCAGCCCACUAGGCAUGGUGAAGGCGGAAGAACACCAGCGGCAGAACAUCAACAAAUUCGAGCGCCGACAAGCCCGACCCCUGGACGCUGCCUCAGCCCGGGGCAGUGAGGAGGUCAAUGACCUGCAGCAGAAAUUGGAGGAGGCACGGCAGCCCCCACCCCGGGUCCGGCCAGUACCCUCCCUGGUGCCCCGGCCGCCCCAGACCUCACUCGUCAAGUUUGUAGGCAACAUCUAUACCCUCAAGUGCAGGUUCUGUGAGGUGGAAUUCCAGGGCCCCCUCUCCAUCCAGGAGGAAUGGGUGCGGCACUUACAGCGGCACAUCCUGGACAUGAAUUUCUCCAAAGUGGACCCCCCGCCUGAGGAGCCCCAAGCCCCUCAGGCACAGACAGCAGCGGCAGAGGCGCCCUAACACAGAAGCAUUCCAGACUCCCUCUCGUGCCACCUCUGUCUCCUUUCCUCCUCUGUGUCCUCCUCCUCUUUCCUCUCUUCCGUUUCCAAAGGAGCAAGCCAAAACCUCAAACCGGUGCCCCCAGGGGCCGGGCACACUACAGCUGGGGUGCCGGGAGCCAGCUAGCUGCCCUAACCCCAGCCUGAGGACUCUAGGGCCACAGGGUGUCUUCAUGCAGCCCACAUAAGCAAGAGGCAGCAGCCAGGUCUCGGUGCCAGCCGACCCGGUCACGGGACACAGUGUUCUCCUGUGCUCAGCAGGCAGGCAAACCCAUGUCUGCUACCCGUGGCCAUUUGCAAAGACCCUGAAGAGCCCUAUUCUG